This is a messenger RNA of Penicillium macrosclerotiorum, 1512 nucleotides long. Its product is annotated as amidohydrolase. The transcript has 2 exons. The record is from RefSeq and is a predicted model, not a curated record. Gene Ontology annotation, molecular function: hydrolase activity, acting on carbon-nitrogen (but not peptide) bonds. The annotation marks the transcript as partial. Lineage: Eukaryota; Fungi; Ascomycota; Eurotiomycetes; Eurotiales; Aspergillaceae.
GCUCCGGCUUGCAAACUGUUCGAUGGGGCUACGAUAAUUACGGUCAACGCAAGACGCGAAGUUAUUCGGAAUGGUUACGUUCGGGUCGACGGAGACAAGAUUACGGCGGUUGGAUCGGGCUCAUAUACAGGGGAUUUGCCGAUCGGAACAUCUGUAAUUGACUGCAGAGACAAAAUUAUCAUCCCGGGACUCAUCAAUACGCACGCUCACGUGGUUCAAUCCCUGCUCCGAGGACUGGCAGAGAAUCUCCCGCUACAUAAUUGGUUGUGUGAUGCAAUUUGGCCAUUGGAGGCAUCCUUUGAGGGUGGUGAUGGGGUUUGUGCAGCACGUCUGACGAUGGCCGAAAUGCUAAAGACAGGGACAACAUGCUUCCUGGACCCAAUGCUGACCUACCGUGCUGGAUUUGAUGGAAUUUGUGAGGUGGUUGGUGAAAUGGGCAUUCGGAGCUGUCUUGGAAAACUAGUCAAGUUCACCGAAACGAAUCGGCAAUUGUCGAUCACGGAUCCUCGAGAUCAAGAUCUAUUGGCAAUGUCAAUUCCAGAGCUGAUUAUUGCGCAUCAAAAACAUCAUACGAGCUACGAGGGCAGACUGCACGUCUGGGCAGCAGCGGGAACUCCUCGAGGAACGUCGAUCUCGCACUAUGUCGAGCUGGGCGAGACAUGCGCCCAGAAUGGUAUCUCCAUUACGAUGCACUGUGCGGAGGCGCCAAGGGAUCGGGAGAUAUAUCACGACCACUAUCACUGCAGCUCUAUGGAGUUUAUCCGAAAUGCCAAACUCUGUCCACAGUCACGAAUUUCCGAGGCCCAACAGGGCAAAUUGUCGCAUCGUCUUGUACUGGCGCACAUGGUGAAUCUCGACGAGGAGAUUGACAUCCCGCUCCUUGCAUCCACGCAAACGACGGUGGCCCAUAACCCAUCUUCAAAUCUCAAGUUGGCCUCCGGAGUAGCCCCGGUUCCACGCAUGCUGUCUGCACCGUCGCCAGUAAAUGUCUCUCUUGGAACCGACGGAGCGCCAUGUUCCAAUCACUAUGAUAUGUUCCAAGAAAUGCAUUUAGCGGCGAUUCUUCACAAAGGAGUCAACCAUGAUGCUAGCCUCAUCCCUGCCGAGGUCGCGCUGGAGAUGGCAACCAUCAACGGUGCCAAGGCCCUGGGGAUGGAGGAUAAUAUUGGAAGUCUCGAGCCUGGCAAGAAGGCCGAUUUUGUUGUCGUCAGCCCGUACGGGUAUGGGGGACUAGGAGCAGUGCCCUGGGAUCAACGAUUGAGGACAGGUUGUGUGAGUCCGGUCACGACUGUGGUUCACGGCUGCACCGGACGAGACGUGGAUAUGACGGUGGUGAAUGGUGAAAUUCUGGUCCAAAAUGGCAGACUGGCCAAAGGAGGAAGAGACAAAGAGACGGAAAUUAUCCGGAUGGCCCAAGAUGCAGUCGCAAAUUUGCUUCUUCGCUGCAACCGUGAUCGCCAACCAGGACAAGAGAUUGGAGACAAACUAAUGAAGCCCUGGUCGUAUGUUUGA